This is a messenger RNA of Hipposideros armiger (great roundleaf bat), 725 nucleotides long. RefSeq names its product TBC1 domain family member 14-like. Lineage: Eukaryota; Metazoa; Chordata; Mammalia; Chiroptera; Hipposideridae. The record is from RefSeq and is a predicted model, not a curated record. The annotation marks the transcript as partial. The transcript has 3 exons.
CUUNCCACCAGCGCUGAGCGGGAGCAGAGUGUGCGGAAGUCUUCCACGUUCCCCAGGACAGGCUAUGACACGGUGAAGCUCUAUAGCCCCACCACCAAAGCCCUGAACCGCAGCGACAAUGUCUCCGUGUGCAGCGUGUCCAGCCUCGGCACAGAGUUGUCAACCACGCUGUCCGUCAGCAAUGAGGACAUCUUGGACCUGGUGGUCACGAGCAGCUCCAGUGCCAUCGUGACCCUGGAGAAUGAUGAUGACCCCCAGUUUACCGAUGUCACCUUGAGCUCCAUCAAGGAAACCCAUGACCUACAGCGGCAGGAGUGUGUUGGUGCAAUUGAGGAGGGGAGUAAAUUGAAAAUAUUGGGACCAUUUAGUAACUUCUUUACAAGGGGCCCCGGCUGGGAGAGCAAGAGGGGAAGGAAAUGCCAAGAGGAAACUUCUGAGAAGAAGGUGGACCACGGUCAUCUGGACGUGAGGCGUCAUUUCCUCUUCAGUCCUUGCCUCCUGCGGCAGACACCACACUCACUGGCUGCAUUCCCCACAGGCACCAGCCCAGGGCCAGGCCUGCAGACAGUGGGGCUCGCUCAUUCAGGGACACCUUCUCCCUGCUUCUCUGAGAUGCUGCAUCCCCGAACUGUUUCUGCAAAGGCUGAGCCACUGUCAGGAGGGCCUCCUCCAGCCGCUGUGUGAGGACCAGCUGCACGGGUCUUCUGUGUGCCCCAAGGGGCCAU